AUGGAGACGAUGGAGCAACAAAGACAUUCACUCUCUUCUUUGCCUAUGCUCUCUAGGCUUGAUCACUUAGAUUUCGUUAUAAAGAAUCUAGAAAAACAGCAAAACCUUCCGAAAUGGAAAGAUGAAAGCGCGACUGCCACACGCGGAUUGAUCGAUAGAGGAACUGCGAUUAGAGAAGCGUAUUUCAAAGGAUCGUUACUAGAUAGAAUCGCGGCUUUGGAGACAAGACUUUUUCAGGUAUAUAUAUUGUUUCACAAUAGAUUUAUGACAACAACAAAAGAACUACAAUAUGUUUGGAGUUGGAAUCGAGCAGUGCAUCUUCUACUUCGACUGGAGGAUCUGGUGAAACAUCAAGCCAAAGGAUUAAGAGAGAUUUGA
Arabis nemorensis is the source of this 378-nucleotide messenger RNA. The record is from the annotation of a GenBank genome assembly. NCBI's taxonomy places the organism in Eukaryota, Viridiplantae, Streptophyta, Magnoliopsida, Brassicales, Brassicaceae.